UGGUUGGUUGGGAUGGAAGAGUAAAAAUGAAGAGGAGUCGGUGCAGAAACAGAAGCCAAAGGUGGAGCCGGCCACAGCCCUUCCUGUUAGGUUUGGUCUUCCAGAUUCUCGUCGACAUGGCGAGUCAAUCUGUCUCUCUCCAUGUAACACUAUGGCUGGAGUCACAGAUGAUUUUGGCAGAGUCACGCUGCUGGAUGUGGCACGAGGCAUCGCUAUCAGGAUGUGGAAGGGCUAUCGUGAUGCUCAGCUCGGGUGGGUGCAGGUGUCAGAGGCUCCUGGGGAGAGAGAAAUAGCCACAUCUCCCUCUAUGCCCCGCCGGCACGCCCAGUUUCUGGUGAUUUAUGCCCCACGUAGGGGCAUUUUAGAGGUGUGGGGAACUCAGCAUGGACCUCGAGUGGGGGCUUUUACUGUAGGCAAACAUUGCAGGCUGUUGUAUUCAGGUCACAGGUUAAUGGGUGUGAAUAGUGUAACCAGUCAGGGUUGGCAGAUACACACACAGCAGGUGUGUCUGUUUGAUCCGGUAAAUGGAGCCCUGAGAGCCAUCACCAUACCAUUCCACCUGGCACUCAGUGAUAAGAAGAGUGAGCGUGCUAAAGACAUGCACCUCCUAAGGAGACUCACCACUCUACUGAGGACCAGGGAGGUGGAACCAGCUCUGCUUGAGAGUGAAGCACAAAGUGUGUUAUUGGACAUUAAACAUCCAGCUAUUAAGAAACAGGCCCUGGAGUCACUGCUGUCCAAUAAGAAUGCACCAGUGUCCUGUUUGACCCAUGUUACUCGUGCAUUAUUGGCUAGCCUGAAAGAACAAGAUCCUGAAGCCGUGGAUGAGUCGUUGCUGCAGUUUUGUUCAUCACAGCUCAAACUUCUCCAGCUCUAUGCAGAUGUUCAGUUACUGCACACACCAGAUACGUCACCCACUGAGCCAGAACAUCCGUCUUUUUCUGGCAUUGAGGAGGAUCUUGCUCGUGUUGGCCCAAUCCUGCAACGAUACACAGAGAUGAACUCUAGGCCCUCUGUCUCAUUUGCUCAAGACUCUAGUGGGCCGCUGCCAGUCCGAACAUUUCUGUCUCAGUUGGAAUGGGUGAACGGAGAGCUCAGAGUGAUUAAACAACCUGAUUCCGACUGGACCCAACUAGGUAGUUUCCUGUUCUGGGGUUGUCUGUCUGGACAGAGUCCUUUACAGAGAGUGUGUGAGACUCUGCAGGAAAGUGGCAUCAGCCCUCAGCAGCUAUUGUCUUUGCUCUUGUCAGUUUGGCUGAACAAAGAGAAAGAAGUUCUGAAGUUCCCAGAUGCCGUCUCACACCUGCACACGUUGCUGUCUACCCUCAGCUCAAUGAAAGGAGCAGUAAAUGAGUCAUGGGACGGCCAGAGUGUCUCACCCUGGUGGCAGCAGGUCCGCACAGCAUGUGUUCAGUCUGAAAGCGCGGCCUCAGCACUACUGGCUGCUCUAGUCGCUCAUCGUGUAGCCAAGAAUGCCAUCACCAGGCUGGCAGAGAGCAAGUUUCAGGAGGAGUGGGUGUGUGUUUCUCUGGAGUUGGAGCAGUGGGUUGUGUGUAUAAAACAGUUGGAGGAUGUUCUUGCUCUGCAGACGCUGCUCUGCCUGCCGUCUCAUCAGGGCUCUACUGGGGGCACUGUUACACGCUGCUCAGUCAAAACGCUAUUAGAGAGUGGCAGAGGUGGUGUAGCAGACUGCGUUUCAAAAUUGAUCUUCAGACAGGGUGUGUCUCCAGAUCUCUUGAGUAAGAUCCUUCAACAGAAGGGAGAGAAUGAGCCCACGGAACAGACAUUUCAGCAAGGCAGGGAAGAGAAACUGGAGGAACUUCUGGAGUGUGUGUGUCAGCGGUUUCCAAGCUCUCUGUCUCCUGAUGUGCUGUUUGCUCACUGUAGCUGGGAAAAUGUGGUCCAGUGGAACAAAGACCCAGAGGUGGGGCAGUACUUAGAGUGGUCAGUGGAGUUUUUGAAGAUGAUCUCCAGUCCUUACAUUCAGUUGGGUGUCUCUGCUAUGAUGUGGCAGACCUUCAUAGUCAAACGGUUUUCAGCUGCUGCCUUCCUAAUGGAAAAGGUGGGAAAGGCACCUAAAGACCGGCUGUGCAGACGGGAUGUCGGAAUGGGAGACGCAGCUGUGAAGAGUUUCCUUGGCUCCUGCGUGCAGUUACUGCAGGCUCUGAUGGAGGCGGAUUCAGGGGUGGAGGAAGUGUCUGUUCCAGAUGUGAGCGUGGAGGAAGUGUGGAGCAGUGCUGAGGGUCCAGUGUCUAUUGUGGAGUUAGCUUUGGAUCACAGAUCCAUACACUAUCCCCUCGUUCAGCAUCACUGUGUGUUAGCUUCACUGCUGCAUGCCGCCAUGACCUUCUCCCUGCGCCUGAAACCGCUCAGUCUGUUCGACAGCAAGGGCAAGAAUGCGUUUUUUAGAGAUUUGGCGUCCAUUCAGUUGCUGCCCAGUGGAGAUAUGGACCCCAACCUGGUGGCUGUGAGACAAGAAUUUCUGAUGAACGUGUUAACAGGCUGGGUGAAGGUUCUAGCUGAAGCUGAGGAGAACGGUGUGAAACAAAUUGGUUCUGAAGACAUGUGGCCGUCUGUGUGUAUGGAGCUCUCGUCUCUACUGCAAGUCAAUACUGACAUACUACGCAGACACCUUGUUUGUGAGCUCUAUAACCAGGGCCUGGACCUGCGGGCAGAGGAGGUGAUGAUGGAGGUGCAGGACAAGGAUGUUUUGGGUUCUCAGCUGCUGGUGUUGACUGGUCAGAGACUCUCCUUCUCCCUACUCCACUCCCAGUCACAGACUAAACCCAACAUGGAGCUGCUGGCCCGUCUGCCACCGACCCUCUGCACCUGGCUAAAGGCUAUGGACCCCAGUGAGCUGCGCUGUCCUUCAGUACCUCUGUCUCAGAGCAGUCAACUGAUCAACAAAGUCGUCGAGAUGCUCCCCGAAAACCACGCCCAGUAUAGCCUUGCCCUCCACCUGCUGGAUGCUGUGGACUCUUUACACGAAGAGCCCUGAUAUAGAGAAAUGCAUUGGAGGAGGAAGAAUGAGAAUCAUGUUUUUAAAUAUUCCAGACUCAAAAACCUUCCCAGGAGCCUAAAGACCUGGAUAACCAUCCAGUCAGCAGCCUAAAUAAAUGCAUCAUCAUCAUCAUCAUCAUCAUCAGUAAUUUGCUUAAUUUAGCAGGCUUUAAUCUUUUUUCCUGUCUGUCACUAAAAUAACAUAUCAAGAACACUAGCACUUCUAGAGGAUGUGCUACCCCACAAUGCCUGUGCACAUUGAACGUGUCACGAACAAGGGCCUGGAGUCUCUAGUGUCUAGAGUGUUAUUAGGAUAAAAACUAUGUUAUUCAUGUACAGCAGUCCUGUAAUUAAAGAAGGGCAUUCUUUACAAGGAAGCCUUAAAAUAAUAUUUGCUUUAAUCAGUAUAAUCAAAACAUUACAGUGUAUAAACACCAUGAGGGGUAUAUUUUCUAUUUCAAAUUUUAGAUGUUCUCGUUCAUUUAUUCUGCCAAUUAAAUGUGUCUGUAAUGUCUAAUUGGUGCUGUUUAUUAGUCAACAAGCACUAAAAUGUCAUCUGUUAAUGUAUGUUUAUUUUAAAUGUUCAACUUUAGGUGUGGUUGCAAGGUGAGAGAAAAGAAAGACCUCUUCUGUAGUGCUGACCUUUUAUGCAGUCCUGUACCAGCUGUGCCUGGCUGCUCAUAUUACAUGAUACCAAAAUUAAAGGUAAUUUCCGAGAACUGUUGUAUAGCUUAUUGUCUUGAAAAUGAAACUGGACCAUUAAAUUAUCAGCAACA
Messenger RNA from Pimephales promelas (fathead minnow), 3776 nucleotides. Lineage: Eukaryota; Metazoa; Chordata; Actinopteri; Cypriniformes; Leuciscidae. The record is from RefSeq and is a predicted model, not a curated record.